CUUUAUUGAUGUCCAAGUAAACGGAAAAUUUCUAAUCUCUACAACACCUCUACAAGAACAAAGAACACAUCUGCUAUUACAAAAGAACAAAAUAUACAAGGAAAGAACAUAUUUUCUUGAGCAGACAUGAGUUCUUAUUAUGGCUUUUCUCUUUUGAUUCUCCUCUAUUUGCUACUUUUUUCUACAGUCUCUCCAUGUCAACACGACUGUGGAGGAAUCGAGAUACCGUACCCUUUUGGAGUGGGAAAGGGUUGUUAUCUGGAGAAGUGGUACGAAAUUACAUGUAAUAUCUCUACUUCAGGAAAACCCGUCCCUUUUCUUUCCGUAAUCAACAAGGAAGUUGUGAAUAUCUCUGUUCCGAAUCAGAACGCGUAUGGUUACGAAGAUAGCAUAGAGUACGGGUUACUUCGCGUGAAAAACCAAAUAACUUCAAAGGGAUGCUCAAGCGACGUAGAAGAGCCAACUCGAUCCCUUUUGAAUUUGACGGAUACCCCUUUUUACGUUAGCACGAGAAAUACACUGAUAGCAGUUGGUUGCAACAACACGGCAUCGUUGACAAAUGUCGAGCCAAUCAUUGUGGGAUGCAAAUCUAGCUGUGCCUCAAACCAUACCGCUGCUAAAGAUUAUCUUGCAGUAGUCAAUAAUGAAAACUGGCUCUCCAACUAUUGUAAUCGAAGACAAAUUAUAGAUGAAACAAGCUGCAAUGGUAUUAGAUGCUGCAAGGCAAACAUGGUCGGUAGUAUUCAACAGGUUGUUGGUGUUAGAAUAGAAAACACCACAACGAGAGGCUGCAAAGUUGCCUUCUUGACCAUCAAGGCACAAUCUUUGUCUAGUGAUCCUGAUCCGCAAAGGAUUCACGCUAGAGGAUACAGUACUGUUGAGCUAGGAUGGUCUAUCCGUACGGCGAAUCAUUCGUUUGUAAAGUCUCUGGGAUGCUACACUGUAGAAGAAUACAGGAAUGUAACCUACCCCGAUAGAAGGAAUUACAUGAUAAGUUGUGUAUGUGAAGAAAAUGCUUAUCUAAGUUAUGCAAGCUGCUCAUGCGCUAGAGGUUUUAGAGGCAACCCAUACAGUUUAGGCGGUUGCAAAGAUGUUAAUGAAUGCGAUUAUGAUUACUGUGACGUCGGAAGCACCUGUGUCAAUUUGUAUGGACACUAUCGGUGCACAAAUCAUCGCCCACUUGCUAUAGGGCUUGGUGCUAGUUUCGGCUCAUUGAUAUUUGUUGGUGGAAUAUACUUGUUAUACAAAUUUAUUAAAAAGCAAAGGAAGUUAAACCAAAAGAAAAAGUUCUUCAAGCGUAAUGGGGGUCUAUUGUUGCAACAACAAUUGACUUCAACAGAAGGCAGAGUCGAGAAGACAAAAGUAUUCAGUUCUAAGGAGUUGGAGAAAGCUACUGAAAACUUCAGUUCAAACAGAAUACUUGGUCAGGGUGGUCAAGGUACUGUUUACAAGGGAAUGCUUGUCGAUGGAAGAAUCGUAGCUGUAAAAAAAUCCAAAGUCGUGGACGAAGACAAGCUUGAAGAGUUCAUCAACGAGGUUGUCAUUCUUUCACAGAUCAACCAUAGGAACAUCGUGAAACUCUUGGGGUGUUGCCUUGAGACAAAGGUCCCAGUUCUCGUCUACGAAUUUGUUCCUAAUGGUAACCUUUUCGAACAUCUUCAUGAUGACUCUGAUGAUAACACUAUGGCUACUUGGAAAGUACGUCUCCGCAUUGCUAUAGAUAUUGCAGGAGCACUCUCAUACUUGCACUCUUCUGCAUCUUCUCCAAUCUAUCACAGAGACGUCAAGUCUACAAACAUCAUGUUGGAUGAGAAAUAUCGAGCCAAGGUAUCUGAUUUUGGAACUUCAAGAUCGGUAACAGUGGAUCAUACCCACUUGACAACGGUAGUUUCAGGUACGGUGGGAUAUUUGGAUCCAGAGUACUUUCAGUCUAGCCAAUUCACGGAAAAAAGUGAUGUCUACAGCUUCGGGGUCGUGCUAGCGGAGUUGAUAACAGGGGUUUCUUUUUUGCGGUCUCAAGAAAACAGAACAUUGGCAACUUAUUUCAUUACAACAAUGAAAACAAACAAACUCUUUGACAUUAUUGAUGCUCGAAUAAGAGAUGACUGCAUGUUGAGUCAAGUGACUGCAGCUGCAAAAGUUGCAAGGAAGUGUCUCAAUCUGAAAGGGAGGAAAAGGCCAAGCAUGAGAGAAGUGUCGAUGGAGCUUGACAAUAUUCGUAUGUCUUCCGGAGACAUGCAAACGCAAGAGCAUAUUAGUGAAAACGAGGAAGAGGAAGAAGAAAACAAAGGAGUUGUGGAAGAUAUCAUAAGGGUAGAAAUGAAAUCAAGGAACAAUGUUGUAGUUACAGCUCCAGCUUCUCAGUACAAUGUAGCCGCGUCUUCGUCUUGGUCAGAUGUUGAACCAUUGUUUCCUCUUCAAACACGGUAAAACUUCUACUUUGAAUAUGACCAGAUAUAGUCUCAAGUCUUUGCUUUUCAGUAUUUGUAAUAUUUCUAUUAAGUGUAAUAACGAAUCUCAUUUGUACUCAUUUCCCAAUUAAAACAGUCAUAAUCAUUUAUAUUUUAGUUAAUGUUUUUCA
This is a messenger RNA of Capsella rubella, 2581 nucleotides long. RefSeq names its product wall-associated receptor kinase-like 9. Gene Ontology annotation, molecular function: protein serine/threonine kinase activity; polysaccharide binding; ATP binding. Gene Ontology annotation, cellular component: plasma membrane. Gene Ontology annotation, biological process: protein phosphorylation; cell surface receptor signaling pathway. The record is from RefSeq and is a predicted model, not a curated record. NCBI's taxonomy places the organism in Eukaryota, Viridiplantae, Streptophyta, Magnoliopsida, Brassicales, Brassicaceae.